AUGAACCCAUUUGACAAGAUUAAAAUGGAUUAUAAUCAAUUUUUACAAUCUGCUUCGUACCUUGAGAGCAUUUCUCAAAUAAUUGAUGAUUCGUACAGACCAAAUUUUCCUCCUGAUAUUAUAAUUGAAGAGUUUGUGACAAGAUUCGAUAGAAAAAAAAGGAUUAGCGAGAAUCGAGGAAAUGCAUUUAUUGUUAUUUAUGGAGAACAGAAUCAAAAAAAAGGAAAGAAUGUUAUAAGGCUUAUUCCGAGAAAACAAUUGUUGGGUGAUGAUAAAAUCAAUAAGCGUCAGCAUCCUGAUGAUGACGAUGUCCAACCACAAAACCAUAAAAGUCGUAUUUCAACCAUCGAAGGUCAAAAUCCUAUAGACGAUGUAUUGUCUUCAUCAAAAUAA
Molecule: messenger RNA, 393 nt
Organism: Funneliformis geosporum
Lineage: Eukaryota; Fungi; Glomeromycota; Glomeromycetes; Glomerales; Glomeraceae
Source: the annotation of a GenBank genome assembly